UGAACCCCCAAAUUCCGCAGCCCCGCCCCCGAGCAGGGCCCCCCGAGAGCCUGCGGGCGCUGCGGCAGAGCUUCGCCAGCCUCUUCUCCGACUGAGCCCCAAAACACCAACGGGAGCCCCAAAAUACCAACGGGGCACCCCGAAAAUCCCACUGUGGGCACCCCGAAAAUCCCACUGAGGGCACCCCGAAAAUCCCACUGUGGGCACCCCGAAAAUCCCACUGAGGGCACCCCGAAAAUCCCACUGAGGACACCCCAAAAAUCCCACUGUGGGCACCCCGAAAAUCCCACUGAGGGUACCAAAAAAUUCCACUGUGGGCACCCCGAAAAUCCCACUGAGGGUACCCUGAAAAUCCCACUGUGGGCACCCCGAAAAUCCCACUGAGGGCACCCCAAAAAUCCCACUGAGGGUACCCUGAAAAUCCCACUGAGGGUACCCCAAAAAUCCCACUGAGGGUAUCCCAAAAAUCCCACUGAGGGUACCCCAAAAAUCCCACUGAGGGCACCCCGAAACACACCUGGGAGGUGCCUCAAAAAUGCACCCAGGGCGCCCCAAAAACCUCCUGGAGAGUCCCAAAAUUCCAACGAGGGUACCCCCAAAAACCCCCUGGGGAUGCCCCAAAACUCCAACGAGGGUACCCCAAAUUACCAAUGUGGAGCCCCAAAAAUUCCCCCACGGGCACCCCAAAAUACCAAUGGGGGUGUCCCAAAACCCCCCCCCGGGACACCUCAAAAACGCCCCUGGGGGUACCCCAAAAACCCUUAUGGGGACACCCCAAAAACGCACCUGGGGAGCCCCAAAAUAUCAACGGGGCAGCCCAAAAAUCCCCCCAAAAUGCCACCAAAAACCUGCCAGGGGACACUCUGAAAUACCAGCGGGGACACCCCAAAAACCUCCUGGGGACACCCCAAAAAUCCUACUGGGGGACACCCCAAAAACCUCCCUGGGGACACCCCAAAAAACCGUCCUGGGGGAGCCCCGAAAACCUCCUGGGGACACCCCAAAAAUCCUACUGGGGGAGCCCCAAAAUACCGACGGGGACACCACAAAAAUCCUACUGGGGAGCCCCAAAAACCUCCCUGGGGACACCCCAAAAAUCCUACUGGGGGAGCCCCAAAACCUCCCUGGGGACACCCCAAAAAUCCUCCUGGGGGAGCCCCAAAAACCUCCUGGGGACACCCCAAAAAUCCUACUGGGGGAGCCCCAGAAACCUUCCUGGGGAGACCCCAAAAACCCACCCGGGGGCACUUCAAAAUCCCACUAUGGGGGGUACCCCAAAAACCUCUUGGAGACACCCUAAAAAUCCCUUCCGGGGCCCCCCAAAUCUCCCUGUGGACACCCCAAAAAUCCCCCGGGCACAUCCCAAAACCCCCUCAACACUGCCAUGGGGACGCCCCCAGGGUCACCCCAAAAUCCCCCUCGGGAGACCCCAAAACUUCCCAAGGGGUGCCCCCAAAUCCCCCCCAGAGUUCGCCAAAAUGACCCCUGGGGUCACCCCAGAAUCCCCCCUGAGGACACCCCCAAAUCCAUCCCCGCUUUGCCGCCCCACAAAUGGGGGGCUUUGGGUGCCCGGGACCCCUGAGAAUGCACCCCAAAACCCCCUGGGGUGCCCCAAAAUCCACCCGGGACCCCCCAACUCCACCUUGGGGAGGGGUCCCUGGAGUUCAAGACCCCCCCAAAUCCACCCUGGGGAGGGGUCCCUGGAGUUCAAGACCCCCCUAAAUCCACCCGGGACCCCCCCAAAUCCACCUUGGGGAGGGGUCCCAGUGGUUUGGGACCCCCCAAAUCCGCCCUGGGUGGGGUCCUGGGUGUUCGGGACUCCCCCAAAUCCACCCGGGACCCCCCCAAAUCCAACAUGGGGAGGGGUCCCCUGGAGUUCAAGACCCCCCAAAAUCCACCCGGGACCCCCCAAAUCCACCUUGGGGAGGGGUCCCUGGAGUUCAAGACCCCCCAAAAUCCACCCGGGACCCCCCAAAUCCAACAUGGGGAGGGUUCCCUGGAGUUCAAGACCCCCCAAAAUCCACCCGGGACCCCCCAAAAUCCACCUUGGGGAGGGGUCCCUGGAGUUCAAGACCCCCCAAAAUCCACCCGGGACCCCCCAAAUCUUCUCUGGGUGGGGUCCCUGGAGUUCAAGACCCCCCAAAAUCCACCCAGGACCCCCCAAAUCCACCUUGGGCAGGGGUCCCUGGAGUUCAAGACCCCCCAAAAUCCACCCGGGACCCCCCAACUCCACCCUGGGUGGGGUCCCGGGUGUUCGGGACCCCCCCAAAUCUGCCUGGGUGGGGUCCCGGUGGUUCGGGACCCCCCCAAAUCCCCCCGGCGCUCCCCUCCCCCCCACUGCUCUGUGCUCUCAGUGUGCGCUCGUGAGUGUGUAAGCCCCGCCCCCCCCGCUUGACCACGCCCCCUUUGUCGGACACACCCUGCUUAGCCCCGCCCCCUUCGCCCCGGUGGGCGGGGGUCAAUAAAUCCCUGAGCUGCUGG
Melospiza melodia melodia is the source of this 2481-nucleotide messenger RNA. Its product is annotated as proline-rich protein 2-like. NCBI's taxonomy places the organism in Eukaryota, Metazoa, Chordata, Aves, Passeriformes, Passerellidae. The record is from RefSeq and is a predicted model, not a curated record. The coding region runs from base 651 to 2375 and encodes 574 amino acids. The transcript is spliced from 2 exons.